UCUCUUUGACCGUCGUUCUCUCUCUCUCUCUCUCUCUCUCUCUCUCUCUCUUAUCAUCAUCCUCAUCAUCAUCUUCUUUAUAACCUUUUCGCCGCUCUGCAAAACUCUUUAAUAUUACCGAUAAUCCCUUCUCUCUCUCUCUCUCUCUCUCUCUCUCUCACAUUACGCAUUUCCUACUUUCAGAUUCAGAUUUCCCUUGUAACUAUAAACAAACACUCCUCUCUCAAGCUUCUCUAUAAAUCCCACUCUUUACGGUUCUUCUUUUUCUAUUUCCUCGCUCUGCUUCUCCUCUUCCUCCUCCUUCUCUGGUUUCGAUUGCUUUUCCUUUCGUUGAUUUUGAUUCUUUCUUUUCUCUCGAUCGGACGGCCACGAUCUUCUCGUUCCUUCCCACCCUCCAAAUCGUACGGUCAGGUCCGCUUUUGUCAGCAGACCUUUACCUCACGUAAGUGCUACAUAAAACACUUACUUUGCCUUUUCAAAGCCGCCUUUUUUUUUUUAUAUCCCCUUUUUACUCUCUUUGUUUUUAUUUGAAAAUAGAUGACCGUAGAAUAUAUUAAUACUUAUACACGUAUUUAUGUUUGAUACGUCCCCGUUUCUGAAUCUGCUGUAACAAGCGUCUACUGUACUUGAACAAGUUGCAUUCUCUAGGCAAGGGAGACUAUGGAGCCUAAUGGUCAUAGAAGAGUGAGAAGAAGGGAGCAUAUUGUUCAUCAAAAUGGUGAUAUGAUGUCGCCAAGUGUUGGUGAUGUAGAUCCAUGGACUGCAUGGGCGUACAAGCCUCGUACUAUUUCACUAUUACUUAUUGGUGCAUGCUUACUUAUUUGGGCAAGCGGAGCCCUCAAUCCUGAAAGCAGUGUCUCUGGUGACGUGGUUACAUCCGUCAAAAGGGGUGUAUGGGCAAUGAUUGCAGUUUUCCUUGCUUAUUGCUUGCUACAGGCCCCUUCAACGGUUCUUAUAAGGCCACAUCCGGCAAUUUGGCGCUUAGUUCAUGGAAUGGCUGUAGUCUAUCUUGUUGCCCUCACAUUUUUGCUUUUCCAGAAACGUGAUGAUGCUCGACAGUUCAUGAAGUUUCUCCACCCUGACCUUGGAGUUGAACUUCCUGAAAGAUCAUAUGGUGCAGAUUGUCGCAUUUACAUGCCCGAGAAUCCCACAAGCAGGUUUAAGAAUCUUUAUGAUACUCUUUUUGACGAAUUUGUUCUAGCACAUAUAUUUGGAUGGUGGGGCAAGGCUAUACUUAUACGUAAUCAGCCACUUCUUUGGGUAUUAUCUAUUGGAUUUGAGUUGAUGGAGUUUACCUUCCGUCAUAUGCUGCCAAACUUCAAUGAAUGCUGGUGGGACAGUAUCAUUCUUGAUAUUUUGAUUUGCAAUUGGUUUGGUAUCUGGGCAGGGAUGCAUACAGUUAGGUACUUUGAUGGAAAAACAUAUGAGUGGGUUGGUAUAAGUCGACAACCAAAUAUUUUGGGCAAGGUCAAACGAACACUGGGACAAUUUACACCAGCACAGUGGGACAAAGAUGAGUGGCACCCCUUACUUGGUCCAUGGCGAUUUAUCCAAGUUCUUAGCCUUUGCAUAGUGUUCCUGACAGUGGAGCUUAACACAUUCUUUCUUAAGUUUUGUCUUUGGGUUCCUCCUCGGAACCCUGUGAUAGUGUAUAGGUUGAUAUUGUGGUGGCUAAUUGCCAUACCGACGAUUCGUGAGUACAAUUCCUAUCUCCAAGACCGGAAACCAGUGAAAAAGGUUGGGGCUUUUUGUUGGCUUUCACUUGCUAUAUGCAUCAUUGAACUUCUCAUUUGCAUCAAGUUUGGACAUGGUCUAUACCCUAAACCAAUGCCUGUGGGGUUGGUUAUCUUCUGGGCAUUUGUUGGAGUUUCCCUUCUAAUAUUCCUGAUUGUUUGGUCAUGGCACAUGCAUCGAAGUUUGGGGAGAAAGAGGCAAUGAUGAUGAUAUAGCAUGGUACGCUAUUCUUUGAUUCCUUUAUGUUCUUAUGGGUAUCCAUCAAUGUUGUAAAUACCCAUUUAUUUCAUAGAAUUGUAAAUUCUUGUUUUCUUAGGUUAAUAUGGAUCACAGUUUCUUUAUUAGAGAAUAGUCAUUUUUUUCUUGAUAGGUAUUCAGAAAUGCUUCUAACAUGCAUUCAUGGGUUACUAAUUUGCCGCUAUUAACUAAUCGGCAAAUAGCCCUAACGUAUCUGGAGCAUUAUCCAUUUUUUGAGCACAGUUUUCUGUUUCUGACUUUUGCUGGUGUGGCGAACUUUUAGACAAUGGCAAUGGAAAGCUGCAGCAAAAUGUUUAGAAA
Messenger RNA from Hevea brasiliensis (rubber tree), 2292 nucleotides. Its product is annotated as CDP-diacylglycerol--serine O-phosphatidyltransferase 1. The record is from RefSeq and is a predicted model, not a curated record. The transcript has 13 exons. The coding region runs from base 661 to 1938 and encodes 425 amino acids. Gene Ontology annotation, molecular function: L-serine-phosphatidylethanolamine phosphatidyltransferase activity. NCBI's taxonomy places the organism in Eukaryota, Viridiplantae, Streptophyta, Magnoliopsida, Malpighiales, Euphorbiaceae. Gene Ontology annotation, biological process: phosphatidylserine biosynthetic process.